Hevea brasiliensis (rubber tree) is the source of this 1510-nucleotide messenger RNA. RefSeq names its product 60S ribosomal protein L3-2. Gene Ontology annotation, biological process: ribosomal large subunit assembly; translation. The coding region runs from base 179 to 1348 and encodes 389 amino acids. The transcript is spliced from 6 exons. Gene Ontology annotation, cellular component: cytosolic large ribosomal subunit; ribosome. NCBI's taxonomy places the organism in Eukaryota, Viridiplantae, Streptophyta, Magnoliopsida, Malpighiales, Euphorbiaceae. The record is from RefSeq and is a predicted model, not a curated record. Gene Ontology annotation, molecular function: structural constituent of ribosome; RNA binding.
AAAUUAUCCAUCCAACGGACGAUAAUACCCUUUGGACGCUAAUCGCAGCCGUUGGAUCUCAGUCGAGAACGAUAUAAAAUGCCUAGCUUAAACAUUUGUGCGGUUCUUAUCAUCACAAAGUAUAGCCACUGCGUUGAUUGUGAUCUUCGCAUCUGGAGUGUUAUCCUGAGGUUGACGCAUGUCUCAUCGCAAAUUUGAACACCCCCGACAUGGCUCUUUGGGAUUUCUUCCUAGAAAGAGAGCCUCCCGCCACAGAGGAAAAGUGAAGGCAUUUCCCAAAGAUGAUCCAACAAAACCUUGCAGAUUGACUGCUUUUCUGGGUUACAAAGCAGGGAUGACUCACAUUGUUAGAGAAGUUGAAAAGCCGGGGUCAAAGCUCCACAAGAAAGAAACAUGUGAAGCAGUCACAAUCAUAGAAACCCCACCUAUGGUGGUUGUUGGGGUUGUGGGUUAUAUGAAAACACCCCAUGGUCUCCGUUCACUGAACACUGUCUGGGCCCAACAUUUGAGUGAGGAAGUGAAGAGGAGAUUCUACAAGAACUGGUGCAAGUCCAAGAAGAAGGCAUUCACCAAGUACUCUAAAAAGUUUGAAUCUGAAGAUGGGAAGAAAGAUAUUCAGUCUCAAUUGGAGAAACUGAAGAAGCAUUGUUCAGUUAUUCGAGUCUUGGCGCACACCCAGAUCAGAAAGAUGAAAGGGUUGAAGCAGAAGAAAGCCCAUCUGAUGGAGAUUCAGGUAAAUGGCGGGGAUGUUGCCAAGAAGGUCGACUUUGCCUACAGUUUCUUUGAGAAGCAGAUACCUAUUGAAGCUGUUUUCCAAAAGGAUGAGAUGAUUGAUAUAAUUGGUGUGACCAAAGGAAAGGGCUAUGAAGGUGUGGUUACUCGUUGGGGUGUUACCCGUCUGCCCCGCAAGACCCAUCGUGGUCUCCGGAAGGUGGCAUGUAUUGGUGCUUGGCAUCCGGCUAGGGUGUCAUUUACUGUUGCUAGGGCUGGGCAGAAUGGUUAUCAUCACCGUACUGAGAUGAACAAGAAAAUCUAUAAGCUUGGGAAGACUGGCCAAGAGUCUCAUACUGCAAUCACUGAAUAUGACAGGACUGAAAAGGAUAUCACGCCAAUGGGAGGAUUCCCUCACUAUGGUGUGGUGAAGGAGGAUUAUGUGAUGAUAAAAGGAUGCUGCGUUGGACCAAAGAAGCGUGUUGUGACCUUGAGACAAUCAUUGUUGAACCAGACAUCUAGGGUUGCUUUGGAGGAGAUCAAGCUUAAGUUUAUUGAUACGUCCUCCAAGUUUGGCCAUGGUAGAUUCCAGACAACACAGGAGAAGGCAAAGUUCUAUGGGCGGGUGAAGGCUUGAUUUUAGUAGCAAGAGAGGGAAUAAAUAAACAUCAUAACUUUUCUCCCCCUGUUUGAAAAUUUUGAGUUCAUUAUGCAGCUGGUGACUAGAGUUUUGUUGUUUCAUUUAUUAUUGAACCUGUUUGGAGAUUUCAUCAUCAAAUUAAUUAUUGCAAUUUAUAUA